Molecule: messenger RNA, 2724 nt
Organism: Cicer arietinum (chickpea)
Lineage: Eukaryota; Viridiplantae; Streptophyta; Magnoliopsida; Fabales; Fabaceae
Product: probable cyclic nucleotide-gated ion channel 20, chloroplastic
Biological process (GO): transmembrane transport; monoatomic ion transport
Cellular component (GO): membrane
Molecular function (GO): monoatomic ion channel activity
Source: RefSeq, a predicted model, not a curated record
UGAGUCAAAGUCUUUUCACAAACACACACACAACAAAGACUCACACUUCCAUUUUUCUUUGAAGUCCAACUAUGUCUACACCAAUCUCCAACAAAUGCAUUCUUUAACUUCAAUUCAACCAAAUUAGCUUCUGGACUUUUCACUCUCUUUAACCAGGAACCAUGAAUCAUUUUGAUAAAGAUGAAGUGCCAAUGCUAUCAGAAAUGCGUGCACAACCAUCCGAUGAACCUGCGAAUUCUAACUUUCGAAGGAUAUCGAGGACACAAAGUGCUUCGAUUUCUAUUCCUAUGGCUUCCUUGGAUCCAAAUGACAGACAACCUAAUCUUGUCGGACAUACCGGUCCGCUUCGUACCGCGAGGAAAACACCGUUUGCGCAGAUGAGUGGUCCAUUAAACGCCACUCCGGGAAUGGGAAAUCCUUUUCAGAAUGGUAUUGUAGUGGCAGGAAACAAAGUAGGGGAGAACAAGACAGAGAAGUUUAGUACAUUUGAUGACACAAAUGAACAUCAUUGGAAUAUUGACAAUGACAGAAAAAAUGAACACUUAUUGAGGUCUGGACAACUUGGAAUGUGUAAUGAUCCUUAUUGCACAACUUGUCCUACUUACUUCAAAGUUUCUCAGCAAAUAAAACCAAGAGCUUCCACUAUAUUUGAUCAUAAGUUCCACAAUUCUCUUUAUGGAGAUGCCAAAGGUUUUGGAAAAAAAAUUUAUUCUUUAUGCUCUUCAUGUAUUCCUGGAGUGAUGAACCCUCACACUAAAGUUGUACAACAAUGGAACAAGUUUUUGGCUAUAUUUUGCUUGGUUGCAAUUUUUGUUGAUCCGUUAUUUUUCUUCUUAAUUUAUGUGAGGGAGCGUGAUAAAUGCAUUGUUAUGAACUGGACAAUGGCAACAACACUUGUUUUAUUUAGAAGCAUAACUGAUUUUGUGUAUUUCUUGAACAUUCUUCUCCAGUUUAGGUUGGCUUAUAUUUCUCCUGAAUCAAUGGUUGUUGGUGCCGGAGAUUUAGUUGACAGUCCCAAGAAAAUUGCUCUUAAUUACUUUAAGAGUUAUUUUUUCUUCGACUUGUUUGUUGUAUCGCCUCUUCCUCAGAUAAUGAUAUUGUUUAUCCUACCAAAUUCGUUGGGGUCAUCAGGAGCAAAUUAUGCAAAGAAUCUUCUACGUCUAGCGAUCCUUGUACAGUAUAUUCCAAGAUUAUUCAGAUUUUUGCCUCUGCUAAUUGGCCAGUCUCCCACCGGAUUCAUAUUCGAGUCAGCAUGGGCAAAUUUCAUUAUAAAUCUUCUCAUUUUUAUGCUAUCUGGCCAUGUUGUUGGUUCAUGCUGGUACCUCUUUGGUCUACAGAGGGUUAACCAAUGUUUGCGAGAUGCUUGCCAUAAUGCUAAACUACAUAGAUGCAUGGAAUUGAUUGAUUGUAAACUUAACGGGGAUAUUAUAUCUAAUCUUUGGAGCGAAGAUCUAGGCGCCAAGGCUUGUUUGAAUACCUCAAGUAAUGCUUUUUCUUAUGGGAUCUAUGAAGGUGCUGUACCACUUACCAUAGAAACUAAGGUUAUCAACAAAUAUGUGUAUGCAUUGUUUUGGGGAUUCCAGCAAAUCAGUACUCUGGCUGGUAAUCAAACACCAAGUUAUUUUGUGUGGGAAGUUCUCUUUACAAUGUCCAUCAUAGGAUUGGGACUCUUGCUUUUUGCGCUUCUCAUCGGAAACAUACAGAACUUUCUUCAAGCUCUUGGACGGAGGAGACUAGAAAUGCAACUUAGAGGCCGUGAUGUCGAGCAAUGGAUGAGCCAUCGUCGUUUACCAGAAGCUCUCAAAAGGAGAGUACGGCAGGCUGAACGGUAUAAUUGGGCUGCAACAAGAGGAGUUCCGGAAAUAAUGGUUCUGGAGAAUUUGCCGGAAGAUCUUCAGACGGACAUUAGACGCCAUCUCUUCAAAUUUGUUGAAAAUGUUCGAAUUUUUUCCUUGAUGGCCGAGGACGAGCCUAUCUUAGAUGCUAUUCGUGAGCGACUAAUACAAACGACAUACAUCAAAGGAAGUAAAAUUUUGAGUCAGGGUGGUCUUGUACAGAAGAUGGUGUUUGUUGUGCGUGGAAAAUUGGAGAGCAUCGGAGAAGAUGGAAUUCCGGUUCCCUUAUCUGAAGGAGAUGCUUGCGGCGAAGAACUUCUAAGAUGGUAUCUUGAACAAUCUUCACAAAGCAAAGAAGGUAAGAAAGUAAAGCUUCAUGGACAAGGGUUGACCAGUGAUAGAACAGUAAAAUGCUUAACAAAUGUGGAAGCAUUUUCACUCCGCGCUAAAGACAUUGAAGAAGUCACAACUCUUUUCGCAAGAUUCUUGCGGAGCCCUCGUGUUCAAGGAGUCAUAAGGUAUGAAUCACCUUAUUGGAAAUCACUUGCAGCAAACAGAAUUCAAGUUGCAUGGAGAUACAGGCAAAAGCGUCUAAAUCGAGCUAAUACAACACAAAAUGAUCAAAGAUUGAAUCAAUAGGCUGUAUAAUCUAAUGUUUGAUUCACUACACUUUGUCAUAGAUUGUAGUUUAUGUAAUCUCUAGUCCUUGGAAUAGAAUAGUGGUAUGCUUAUACCUUCGAAGUUUGGUGUAAUUGCUAUGAAGUUAUGAAAUAGGUGUCAUAUAAUGAAUUUAUGUAUAUGCAAUUAAACUUUAAAUUCAUCAUGAUGAAUUUAGCCAUGGAUAUCUUAAUUUAUGGAAAAUGAAAAAGAAUCUAAAUUUUAAGAAUUA